Varanus komodoensis (Komodo dragon) is the source of this 2033-nucleotide messenger RNA. It is a transcript of the gene GGT5, whose product is annotated as gamma-glutamyltransferase 5. The transcript has 11 exons. Gene Ontology annotation, biological process: leukotriene D4 biosynthetic process; glutathione catabolic process; inflammatory response. The coding region runs from base 82 to 1515 and encodes 477 amino acids. The record is from RefSeq and is a predicted model, not a curated record. Gene Ontology annotation, cellular component: plasma membrane. Gene Ontology annotation, molecular function: glutathione gamma-glutamate hydrolase; leukotriene-C(4) hydrolase activity. NCBI's taxonomy places the organism in Eukaryota, Metazoa, Chordata, Lepidosauria, Squamata, Varanidae.
AACAUCUUACAACAUGGUGGCUCAGCUGUAGAUGCUGCCAUUGCAGCCUUGGUCUGCACCUCUGUCCUGAACCCGCAGAGCAUGGGCCUAGGGGGAGGCGUCAUCUUUACCAUCUAUAAUGCGUCCACAGGACAUGUUGAGGUGCUCAAUGCCCGUGAAAGGGCCCCCCAAAACGUCUCUGCAGAUUUGUUGGGCUCCUGUGCACACGACUUUCUGCCAGGGGCCCAGUGGAUUGCUGUACCUGGGGAGCUUCGCGGAUAUGAAGAAGCCCACAGACGCUAUGGGAGAUUGCCAUGGAAGACACUGUUUGAGCCCACCAUUAAGCUCCUUGUCCCCGGAGUCAAGAUACCUGAAGUCUUGAGCAAGUUUCUGAAGCAUCUGCAGUCACAUUUGAAGAAAACAUCCUUGUGCAAGCUGUUUUGCAAUGCCCAAGGAACUGCCCUGAGAGCUGGAGAAACUCUUCACUGGCCAGCACUGGUGGAAACCCUGAGAGCUGUGGCAGAAAAUGGAGCCAGCGAGUUCUAUACUGGGAAGACGGCAAAGCGAUUGGUGAAGGAUGUCAGGGAGGAAGGAGGCACCCUGACGUUGGAUGAUCUCAAGAAUUACCGCAUCGAAGUGGUGAGCCCUGUGAAUAUUUCGCUGGGUGAAUACACCGUGUACUCUGCCCCACGACCUGCUGCAGGGCCUCUGCUCUUCUUCAUUCUUAAUGUCCUGAAAGGGUUCAACUUUACCAAAGACACAAUGGAGACACCUAGUAGAAGAGCUGAGGCUUAUCACUUUAUUGCAGAGGCCCUGAAGUUUGCCAACGGCCAGAGAGCAAAAGUGGAUGAUCCACAUUUUUCUGAAGUUACAGAGAGGGUCGUCGGGGAGCUGAUGUCGAGCGCCUUCGCCGCUCGGGUCAGGCAGCUGAUCGAUGACCGAGGGGACCAUCCUGUGGAGCAUUACAACCUCACCCGGCCCGGGGCAGUGCAGUUCGGCACCUCCCACGUCUCUGUUCUGGCUGAAGACGGGAGCGCCGUGGCAGCCACCAGCACCAUCAACCACCCGUUUGGCUCCAUGGUGUAUUCGCCACAAACUGGGAUUCUCUUAAACAAUGAACUGGCUGACUUUUGUAUGAAACAGUCAAGCAGGAAGAUCAUUGCAGGUGAGAUGCCUCCUUCCUCCAUGGUGCCCUCCAUCCUCGUUUCCCGUGAUGGGCAGUCCAAGCUGGUGAUUGGCGGCUCCGGUGGGACCCAGAUCGUCCCUGCUGUGGCCCUGGCUGUCACCCACAAGCUCUGGUUCGGGCACGAUCUCAGCACUGCCAUCAGGGCCCCGAUUCUCUUUGCCACCAGCAACAACUCCAUUGCCGUUGAGGAACGCUUCCCUCAGGACAUUGUGAAGGCGCUGCGUGAAAGGGGCCACUCGGUCCACACCGCGCCCCUGGCCUUGAAUGUCGUGCAGGGCAUCGCCCAGGACCAGCACUGCAUCUUCCCCUACUCUGACCUGAGGAAGCAGGGCGAAGCCUCGGGCUAUUAGCGCCCAGCCGUGGCGGCGUGUGGGCUGGGCUAGGGGAUCGCCGGCGCCUCUCUCCUCCCACGUCCCCCUAGGCCCUUGGGGAGUGCAUGCUUCCCCUGCCGCUUCGGACAUGGCAAGCCACUACUGCAAGCUGGAGAAAGCCGCCCACAUGGAUCCCUUCCUCCCCCUCGUCCUCCUCCCCCACCCCUCCAUGCUUUUCUUCCCGCUGGCGCUCCUGCAGGGGGCUUGCUGCACCCGCAAGGGGAACCAAGAGCAGCUCCAUAGCAUAUGAGGCGCUGCGUGAGCGGGUCUUCCCCCAGCGCUGCAGGCACGUGCAAAGCCGAGUCCCCCUCCUUCCCUCCGCAUACUUCGGGUGUGGGCUUCUGCCCAGCCUGUGCGCGGAGAUAAUGUGAACGUGCCCCCGGCAGCACUGCUCGGGGCAAGCGCUCUCCGCGGGCUGUGCAAGUUUCGCUCAUCGCGGAAUGAGAGGCCUGCUGCUUAGUCAGGCUUUGCCACACUGUGAAAGCCUUAGGGGUGGG